Messenger RNA from Bombina bombina (fire-bellied toad), 6716 nucleotides. RefSeq lists its product as uncharacterized. The transcript is spliced from 8 exons. The record is from RefSeq and is a predicted model, not a curated record. The coding region runs from base 1347 to 5888 and encodes 1513 amino acids. Gene Ontology annotation, biological process: regulation of transcription by RNA polymerase II. Gene Ontology annotation, molecular function: RNA polymerase II cis-regulatory region sequence-specific DNA binding; DNA-binding transcription factor activity, RNA polymerase II-specific. NCBI's taxonomy places the organism in Eukaryota, Metazoa, Chordata, Amphibia, Anura, Bombinatoridae.
UGAACGGGCUUUAGGACGUGUGUGUAUAUAUAUAUAUGUGUGUGUGUCUGUGUUAGUAUGUGUAUAUACACAAAAAUACGUAAAUGCUCAUAUACGUAUAUUGUAGUGACUCAGGCGGACAAGGGAGGGGCGGUGGUUAUUUUAAACACUUCAGAUUAUGUGGAAGAACUAAAAACACACCUUGACAACCCCAACACCUACACUAAACUCAAUUAUGACCCCACACUAAUGUUUAGCCAGGAACUACUCUCAUUUUUGGACACGGCACUGGAAGAGGGGCAUAUCUCUCAGGAGGUAAAGGAAUACUUGUCCACUAGAGACCCUUUAGUCCCUACCUUCAGGGUUGUGCCCAAAAUUCACAAAACUCUUACCAAACCCCCUGGGAGGCCCAUUGUAGCCAGCAUAGGGUCCUUGUGUGAGAGACUUGGAGCCUGGCUGGACUCAGUACUCCAGCCUAUCGUAAUGGCCCUCCCAGGCUACAUUAGGGACAGUGCCCAUUUACUCCUUCAAUUGGAGAAAAUACACUGGCAGUCUGAUUUCCAAUGGCUUACUAUCGACGUGACAGCCUUAUACUCGAGCAUACCCCACCAAAAAGGCCUGGAGGCUUUGGGUAAUAUGCUAAGACGAUACACUGAUUUUUCUGACAAUUUUAUAGGAUUUGUAGUGUCUACAGCUAAAUUCUUAUUGACUCACAACUACUUUGUCUGGGGGGGAUUUCUAUUUACAAAACUGCGGCACAGCCAUGGGGGCUAAGUUUGCCCCGGCCUAUGCUAAUUUAUACAUGGGUUGGCUGGAAAUUAACACCAUUUAUGCCGAUGAUUUCCCCCUCAGAGACAAUCUAGUAGUGUAUGGCCGUUUCAUAGACGACCUGAUAAUCAUUUGGAACCCUGUCAACCUAAGAGAAGCCCAAAACCUAGUCGACCUACUAAAUGCUAACUCUUUUAAUCUGAGCUUCACAUAUAAUGCCCACCCUAGAUCAAUUGCCUAUUUAGACUUACAGUUGUCAAUAGAUGCCAACAAUAAUAUUGUAUCCUCUAUCUACAGGAAGGCGCUAGCACGCAAUACAAUUUUGAGGGCAGAUUCAUGCCAUGUAAAACAUACCAUAAGAGGCAUACCGAAGGGCCAAUACAUAAGAGCUUGGAGGAAUUGCUCUAAUUUUCAACAGUACAAAGAUCAAGCUGAUCAAAUUACUGCCCGGCUUGUGGAGAGAGGAUACAAUAAGGCCACUCUGGUAAAAGUAGCAAAAGAGACACGGCCAGAGCACUGAGAGAUAUCAGGUAUUGAUGUAACUGGAGUGAAUAAGGGAACCUUCUUCCUGAGCACAGACAUUGGAGCCUGUUAUCAGCAUGAACUCAUAUGUGUUAGACAAACACAUGAAUAGUUCAAAUCCAUCCCUCACUAAAGGAAGCAUCAGAAUGAUACCACAGACUCCAAAAUUUUUAGACACUAAUGAAUACUCACAAACAUUGAGGAAAUCACAGCAGAUAUUUAAAGGAGAUGGUGAAUUGGCAGGAACUGGGCAGCAAUCAUUUUGUACAGAGAGUAAUUUAGUCAUCAAACAAGAAGAAAAGAAUUAUGCCUUAUCUAGUGAAAUGAUUAUCCCUGAGGAUAAGCCACAAACAUUUACUGGGUUUUCAAAAAAAUUUAAAGAAGAGAAAAGUCUACAGUCUAGCCAAAUGAUUCAUAAAAAGGAGAGACCUUUCAAAUGUACAGAAUGUGAGAAAAGCUUUAGAUAUAAGUCUAAUCUCCUAGAACACCACAAAAUUCACACAGGUGAGAAGCCACACACAUGUACUGAGUGUGACAAAUGUUUUAUACAAAUGACAAAACUUAUAGCUCAUGAAAGGACCCACACAGGGGAGAAAUCAUUUAGCUGUACAGAGUGGGGAAAAAGUUUUACACAAAUGAAUGAUCUGAAAACUCAUAAAAAGAAUCACACAGGAGAAAAACUUUUCAUAUGUACAGAGUGUGGAAAAAGUUUUAUAGGAAACAGUAGUCUGAGAAAACAUGAAAGGAUUCACAGAGAAAAGCCUUUCACAUGUACAGAGUGUGGAAAAAGUUUUACAGGAAAGAGUGAUCUGAAUAAACAUGAAAGGAUUCACACAGGAGAAAAGCCUUUCACAUGUACAGAGUGUGGAAAAAGUUUUAUAGGAAAGAGUAAUCUGAAUAAACAUGAAAGGAUUCACACAGGAGAAAAGCCUUUCACAUGUACAGAGUGUGGAAAAAGUUAUAUAGGAAACAGUAGUCUGAGAAAACAUGAAAGGAUUCACAGAGAAAAGCCUUUCACAUGUACAGAGUGUGGAAAAAGUUUUACACAUAUGGAUUUUCUGAAAACUCAUGAAUGGAUUCACACAGGAGAAAAGCCUUUCACAUGUACAGAGUGUGAAAAAAGUUUUACACGAAUGGAUCAUCUGAAAACUCAUGAAAGGAUUCACACAGGAGUAAAGCCUUUCACAUGUACAGAGUGUGGAAAAAGUUUUACACAUAUGGAUUGUCUGAAAACUCAUGAAUGGAUUCACACAGGAGUAAAGCCUUUCACAUGUACAGAGUGUGGAAAAAGUUUUACACGAAUGUAUAGUCUGAAAACUCAUGAAAGGAUUCACACAGGAGAAAAGCCUUACACAUGUACAGAGUGUGGAAUAAGUUUUACAGGAAAGAAUAGUCUGAGAAAACAUGAAAGGAGACACACAGGGGAAAAGCCUUACACAUGUACAGAGUGUGGAAAAAGUUUUACACAGCUGGGUAGUCUGAAAACUCAUGAAAGGAUUCACACAGGGAAAAGCCUUACACAUGUACAGAGUGUGGAAAACGUUUUACAGAAAUCUUUCCAGAUGAACUUGGAAAACCAGGAAUUCAAUCUGCGUACAUCUUUGUUUGUUAAAAUUAAUGGCAGGUUUUGUAUAGGAUAUAGAAUCCGUGGGAAGAUUAUAGUUUUGAUCAAAUUGACGGAAGCAGAUAUGGAUAAAGAAUAUUCUCCUCUCAUCGAAGAUCUCCAACCACAUACGGCCAGCCCUGCACACAGCGGGAAAUCUGAAGCUGCUGAAGAUUGGGGCUGUUUAGAAAAGUGCAGCCAUACAGCUGACCAGAAGCCCUGCCACGCGUUUGUCUGCGCCUGGUCCCAGAAAGCUUCCACACCACAACUGCCUCGCUCACCGACCACAGUCUGCAAUCCCCGGGGAGCGACUGGUAGGAUACCCCCUACUUAUCCUCUGCCUUCAGCCCCAGCGGGGCAUGGAAAAUUUCAAAAAGAUUCCACUGUUGAAAAUUCUGAUUUUGAUUCAGAAAAUGACGUUAAUUUCUCAGAUUCCUCUGAUUCUGAGCCUAAGGCUAAAAAAUCUAAAAAACAUGGCAAGAAAUCUAAACACUUGGAAGAUGAAAAAUUAAAAUUUGUUGAUGCGCUUGGAAACCCAAGGUUUAAUGCUGAAACCCUUCAUCAUCCUCGAUCCUCUGAAUGGUUUCCAGCAAUAGACAUUUCAGAAUUUGUGGAUUUUCAGCUCAAAAAAUCCCUUAAUAAACGCUCCAGAAAUAAUAUGAGGGCUGAAUGUCCCAGACCCUUAUUACCAAAAAAUAGUAAUAUCACCCCCGAAAUUGAUCCUAAAGUAAUUAAAUAUAUUGGGACUCCUGCUGAUAAAAUCAAGAAAGGAAUUGAUAAAUCCUGGCGUAAUUGCCAGGACAAACUUUUAGAUUCAAUUGGUCCUAUAACUAAAUUGUUUGAGCUCUCUAAACAGGCUUUAAUGGAAGAAUCCUAUUUAGACCCUGCUGUAGUAAGAGAAUGGGUUCAAAGAAUACUUUCUUUUGUGGGUAAUACCAACUCUGCCAUGAUAAUUGAAAGGCGCAAAAAUAUUUUACGCAGAAUAGAUCCAAAAAUCUGUGAUUCUGCUAUUAAUGAACUUAACUCAGAUAAAGAUGGUUUAUUAUUUGGAGAUGCCUUUUUCAAGGAUCUCAAUCAAUACACGAAUACUUUCUCAACCCUUAACAAGACAGGAAGCAUCAGAAUGAUACCACAGACUCCAACAUUUUUAGACACUAAUGAAUAUUCACAAACAUUGGGGAAAUCACAGCAGUUAUUUAAAAGAGAUGGUGAAUUGGCAGGAACUGGGCAGCAAUCAUUAUGUACAGAGAGUAAUUUAGUCAUCAAACAAGAGGACAACAUUUAUGCCUUAUCUAGUGAAAUGAUUAUCCCUGAGGAUAAGCCACAAACAUUUACUGAGUUUUCAAAAAAAUUUAAAGAAGAGAAAAGUCUACAGUCUAGCCAAAUGAUUCAUACAAAGGAGAGACCUUUCAUAUCUACAGAAUGUGAGAAAAGCUUUAGAUAUAAGUCUCAUCUCCUAGAACAUCCCAAAAUUCACACAGGUAAGAAGCCACACACAUGUCCUGAGUGUGACAAAUGUUUUAUACAAAUUACAAAACUUAUAGCUCAUGAAAGGACCCACACAGGGGAGAAAUCAUUUAGCUGUACAGAGUGUGGCAAAAGUUUUACACAAAUGAAUAAUCUGAAAACUCAUAAAAAGAAUCACACAGGAGAAAAGCUUUUCACAUGUACAGAGUGUGGAAAAAAAUUUACACAAAUGAAUUGUCUGACAACUCAUGAAAGGAGUCACACAGGGGAAAAGCCUUUCAUAUGUACAGAGUGUGGAAAACAUUUUACACAAAUAAGUAGUCUGAAAACUCAUGAAAGGAGUCACACAGGGGAAAAGCCUUUCAUAUGUACAGAGUGUGGAAAACGUUUUACACGAAUAAGUAGUCUGAAAACUCAUGAAAGGAUUCACAUAGGAGAAAAGCCUUUCACAUGUACAGAGUGUGGAAAAAGUUUUACAGAAAAUAGUAGUCUGAAAACUCAUGAAAGGAGUCACACAGGGGAAAAGCCUUUCACAUGUACAGAGUGUGGAAAAAGUUUUACAAAAAAGAGUUAUCUGAAGAAGCAUGAAAGGAUUCACACAGGAGAAAAGCCAUUCAAAUGUUCAGAGUGUGGAAAAAGUUUUACAGAAAAUAGUAAUCUGAGAAAACAUGAAAAGAUUCACACAGGGGAAAAGCCUUUCACAUGUACAGAGUGUGGAAAAAGUUUUACACGAAUAAGUAGUCUGAAAAUGCAUGAAAGGAUUCACAGAGGAGAAAAGCCUUUCACAUGUACAGAGUGUGGAACAAGUUUUACACAAAUGAAUUGUCUGACAACUCAUGAAAGGAUUCACACAGGAGAAAAACCUUUCACAUGUACAGAGUGUGGAAAAAGUUUUACACGAAUAAGUAGUCUGAAAACUCAUGAAAGGAUUCACAUAGGAGAAAAGCCUUUCACAUGUACAGAGUGUGGAAAAAGUUUUAUACAAAAGAGUGAUCUGAAAACUCAUGAAAUGAUUCACAUAGGAGAAAAGCCUUUCACAUGUACAGAGUGUGGAAAAAGUUUUACACAAAUAAGCAGUCUGAAAAAACAUGAAAGGAUUCACACAGGGGAAAAGCCUUUCACGUGUACAGAGUGUGGAAAAAGUUUUAUACAAAUAAGUAAUCUGAAAAAGCAUCAAAUGAUUCACACAGGAGAAAAGCCAUUCAAAUGUACAGAGUGUGGAAAAAGUUUUACAGAUAAUAGUAAUUUGAGAAAACAUAAAAAGAUUCACACAGGGGAAAAGCCUUUCACGUGUAAAGAGUGUGGAAAAAGUUUUACACGAAUAAGUAGUCUGAAAACUCAUGAAAGGAUUCACACAGGAGAAAAGCCUUUCACGUGUAAAGAGUGUGGAAAAAGUUUUACACAAAUAAGCAGUCUGAAAAAACAUGAAAGGAUUCACACAGGGGAAAAGCCUUUCACGUGUACAGAGUGUGGAAAAAGUUUUACACAAAUAAGUAAUCUGAAAAAGCAUCAAAUGAUUCACAAGGGAAGAAACCUUUCACAUGUUUAGAAAGUGUAAAAAGUUUUUUUUAUUGAAAUCCGGUAUAACAAAACACCAAAUAUUUACACACAAACUUUAUAUACAGUGUACAAACCAUUUUACAAAUAUCCUAAAGAGGACACACACUCUAAAUAGAUGCAUCAAAAUAGAUGUUAUUGUAAAUAAUACUUUAUAAAUCCCAGUUAUAAAAGCCCCAGAUUGGAAGUGCUCUCCUGCUGUCCUUUGUUCCUCUAUAUAUGUGCACCUCGGUUUCUCUCAUAUCAAUGCUAUAGAAUACAAACACCACACAGGAAUAUACAAAUCUGUCCUCAUACUGACCAGUUUACACAACCAUUCACCACCAAAGCACCCCCAGUGUUUAUUAAUAUGCCAGUGUUAGGAGUUGUACAUUUGAUUUACAUAGGUGGGAAAAUAAUUAUAUUUACAGAAUAAAGGAGUCUUUAUAUGAAUAGAGCUUUAGAAACUUAAAUAAACAAGAUCAGUCUCAAAUAAUUGACAUCUGGGAGAUAUAUUUAAUGUUCACAUCAUGUGGAUAAACCUUUUCUUAUAGCAAUAGAUGCUUAGCAUUGUACAUGUUAUAUACCAGAGGAAUUACUGAGGGGAAACUGAUUUUAUUUAAUGAGACACAAUAUCAGUAACAUACGUGAUCAUAAUCAGUUUAAUUUAAAUGGCUACUAUAACUAAAAGGGAACAUUAUAUAUCUGAUAAAUCCCUUUGUAUCAAGAGCACAAGUGUUAGGUAUAUUUAUACCAUUGUGUGCAGAUAUCAUGUAAUGCUCCUUUUGACUAUAUAAUGAUGUAAUGGUUUUUCCUGCAAAUAAAAAGUGAUUGUAAUCCA